AUGCUUUUAAGGCUUCUGGUCGUGUUUGCUCUUACUCUUUUCGAGGCACACGCUGAGACGCAGGGCUUGUUCAGUGAUGACGUGGAGGAGUUCGAAAGGUCUACAAACCAGUCUCUUCUGUGGGCUCCGUACCGCUCGAAUUGCUACUUCGGGGUGAGACCCAGGUUCAUCAAUGAGAACCCUCUUAUGAUGGGGCUCAUGUGGUUUGACGCUUCACAUGCCCAGGGAAUCAGUAGCCUCCGCCACUUUGUUGAACAAAACGACCGGCUAGAGAAGUAUGGCUACGAGUUGUACGAUCCAAGGAUAGGAGGUAAGGAAGCUAUCAUCGAUAGAGAAAAUAACCUCAAUCUUACGAUCCAUUUUGUGAAAAGCAAAGACGGCGAAAAUUGGGCUGUAAGAGUGUCAGGGAGUCCUUUGGACUCAUCCAAAUUGAGCGCAUCUUCCCUGGUAGUCUACCUAAGCCAAAACGGCCCAGGAGGGCGCUUGGAAUCGGAGCACGGCAAAACAUCAACUGAAAAACGCAUUGAAUUGAAAGGCUCUGCUCCAGAGUUGGGAGACUACGAAAUAACUAUCGAGGAUAUCUCUGGCCAACACUACAAAAGAGGCCCAGCGUUGGGGCCUGAUAUAGAUGGCUCGAAAACAUCACACAUGUCUUUAACAGUGCCAGGUGACCAAGUGUGGAAAGCGCGCGACAUCUUUCAAAGUUUACUGACGGAUUCAAUACAGAACAUCAUAACCAGUGGAAUCCCCAUGGAUGCUUUGUCAAUCCCCUCUGCGUUAAUGAUCAGGAACAUUCAUAACUUUCCACCUGGAAACUUUCAUUUUGUCCAGAAAACCUUUGAUCUUGCGGAGCCCUUUGAAUUUGACAUUAUUUUCAACAACAAAGCUAGCAGACAGCCCAUUGGCUCUAGCGCCGAAGUGUCUAACUUAAUAUCUUGGAGCACUAAUGAGCUCAAAGCGCGCUUUGACAGCAAGUUCGAUAUCAAGGACUCGUCCUUGAAGCAAUUUGCGCAAGAAACCCUAGCAAAUUUACUGGGAGGAAUAGGAUACUUUCAUGGGACCCAGCUGGUAGAUCGAUCCACAGAAUUUGACGAAGAGCAGUUUAAUAAAAUCGAACUGCGAGCACCUCGCGAGGAGGGUCCCAUACAGCUUUUCAGCUCUGUACCUAGCAGGGCAUUCUUCCCUCGAGGCUUCUAUUGGGACGAGGGUUUCCAUAUGUUACAAGUUAUGGAAUAUGAUUUUGAUCUCGUCUUAGAGAUUCUGCAAAGUUGGUUUCUACUAAUCGAAGAUGACAGCGGCUGGGUUGGCCGUGAGCUUAUUUUAGGCAGUGAAGCGCGGAGCAAAGUCCCAGAAGAGUUUCAAGUUCAAAACCCAAAUAUUGCCAAUCCCCCAACUUUACUGCUUUGUUUUAGUGAGAUGCUUACCCGUGCUCAGGAGUUUCAGGACUCUAUCGCAGGCGGCGCCGAAGAGUCAUCAAUCACACCUUCAAGUACUGAAGAGUUGUUGAAGCGCCCGGAAUUGUUAAUGUCCUUCGCUGAAAAAGUGUACCCAAAGCUGUUGAAACAUUACGAAUGGUGGACCGGAAGCCAGCGUGGUUUCACAGAAGAAUAUUCUGAAGUACUGCAAGAUGGGUUUCAUCCAAACGAAGCUUUCAGGUGGGUUGGGAGGACUUUCACCCAUUGCCUCCCUAGCGGCCUCGAUGAUUACCCACGCGCGCAGCCGCCGGAUGUUGCCGAAUUGCAUUUGGACGCACUUUCUUGGGCUGGAAUUAUGUCAAGGUCUAUGAAGCAGAUAGCUGAUGUGCUCAACAUGGCCGACGAGGUUGACAAGUUUUCCAAAAUUGAACAAAACAUCAUAGAAAACCUGGAUACCAUACAUUGGAACGCAGACCAGAAGUGCUACUGUGACGUGACUAUUGAUGACGAUUUCGACGAGUUGCGCCGAUUUGUGUGCCAUGAGGGAUAUGUAACACUUCUACCUUUUGCGUUGAAGCUCGUUCCGAGAGACUCGGAUAAACUACAGCACUACGUCGAACUCAUGGGCGAUACCGACAAGUUGUUUAGCGACUUUGGUGUUCUUUCACUAUCAAAACAGGACGAAUAUUUUGAAACGGGCGAAGCUUAUUGGAGGGGUCCUGUUUGGAUAAACAUGAACUACCUCUUGUUGGACAGUUUACUGUACUACUUCCAAGGUGGUGGCGAAAAUCAAGACACAGCGACUGCCGAACGGGCAAGGGCUGUCUACUCAGACCUCAGGAAAAACCUGAUAGCUAACAUGCAUCGUGUUUGGUCUGAAAAAGGCUAUGUUUACGAAAACUACAACCAGCGUACAGGCAACGGCUCUGGAGUGCAGCACUUCACAGGCUGGAGUGCUUUGAUUGUUAAUAUUAUGGGACGCCUGCCGGUAACGCUCUGA
Lachancea thermotolerans CBS 6340 is the source of this 2415-nucleotide messenger RNA. It is a transcript of the gene CWH41, whose product is annotated as mannosyl-oligosaccharide glucosidase. Gene Ontology annotation, biological process: protein N-linked glycosylation; oligosaccharide metabolic process. The transcript has a single exon. Gene Ontology annotation, molecular function: Glc3Man9GlcNAc2 oligosaccharide glucosidase activity. NCBI's taxonomy places the organism in Eukaryota, Fungi, Ascomycota, Saccharomycetes, Saccharomycetales, Saccharomycetaceae. The record is from RefSeq and is a predicted model, not a curated record. The coding region runs from base 1 to 2415 and encodes 804 amino acids. Gene Ontology annotation, cellular component: endoplasmic reticulum membrane.